Molecule: messenger RNA, 650 nt
Organism: Aplosporella prunicola CBS 121167
Lineage: Eukaryota; Fungi; Ascomycota; Dothideomycetes; Botryosphaeriales; Aplosporellaceae
Exons: 1
Coding region: 154-315 (53 amino acids)
Source: RefSeq, a predicted model, not a curated record
CGUGUACAAUGGCGACAGCCCCGUCAACUCGCCGAAUCUGGGAAUGGGGUAUUUGACGAGGUGGGUGAGGCCGAGUGUGAGGAGGCGGGAUAGGGAUUGUGGUGGUGGUGGUGGUGGUGGUGAGGAGGUGGUGUAGGUUUGGUUAGGUGAUUUAUGGGUAUAUGGAUGGAUGGAUGGGUGGACGGAUGGAUGGAAAUGGCGUUUGGUGGUCUGCGAUUGAGAGACGGGUUUAUGAGGUGCAGCGGACGAAAGCACAGAGUUUUUGGACUAAUCGAAGUGGACUUACCUGCCCUACACACAGAGUACAGGAUAUAGACGCAUCGACGUGAGAUUCGCAAUCCGUGCUCCGGCUUCUCAGUCGGAAUCCGCUGCCUCCCCAGCACAGAAACGUGAACUUUUCGCAGCAGCCUUAUUUCCUACUCCAUGCCGAUGCGCCUACACCCCAUACCCACCCACCAAGCCUCACCAACAAUCUCACCUACCCCCACUCCUCUCUUAUACUAGUUCCCCGCAACCUGCCUUCUUCAGCCCACACCCACCAAAUUUAAGUCCUCGACAUCGGGUUCCAGUUCCCUUAAACAGCGGGUCCACCUGCCCCCGUCAUCGCGCUGCCCCACGCCAUCUUCCCCGCGACUUUCCUUUUGUGGUCC